AGAGGGAGCGAACUAGAGGAGGAGGGAGGAGGAGGAGGAGAAGGAGGAGAAACAAAGGGAGCUGUGCAGAUUUUUAACAAACGUGAAAAAUGUGUGAAAUGCAAACGAGGAUCCGGUGAGGAUUCAACCGACGGACCGUUUCUUCUUCUGCGUGUAAGACAGAUUCACCAUGUCUGAGGAGGCUGCAGGGGCAGAGCUAGACCCGCAGGAGGAGGAGGAGGAGAGAGGAGGAGCAGGAGGAGGAGGAGGACCAGGAAGAGGAGGAGGACCAGGAGGAGCAGGAAGAGGAGGAGGACCAGGAGGACCAGGAAGAGGAGGAGGACCAGGAAGAGGAGGAGGACCAGGAGGAGGAGGAGGACCAGGAGGAGGAGAGGGAGGUGAACAGGGAGGAGGAAGAGGGCCCGCCAAGAAAACCCCAGGAGGUCCUGUGUACUGUGUCUGCAGGAGACCGGACAUCAACUGUUUCAUGAUAGGGUGCGACAGCUGCACCGAGUGGUUUCAUGGAGACUGUAUCGGAGUGUCAGAGCGAGCGUCGAAAUCGAUCAAAGUGUGGUACUGUCCGUCCUGCAGAGAUGUUGACCCGUCCUUGGAGAUUAAAUAUCGUCCAAAGAAGACGAAGGAGAAGGAGGAGAAAGAGAAAGAGUCGGAGGCCGAGAGGGAGGACAAACAUGACGGAGACGGGAGCUCCACCCCCCAGCCAAGGACUGACAGGAGGCGGGGAUCACAGAUAAAGCGCUCAGCCCGGAUGUGUGGCGAGUGUGAUGCCUGUCUGAGGACGGAGGACUGCGCUCAGUGCGACUUCUGCAAAGACAUGAAGAAGUUCGGCGGUCCAAACAAAAUCAGACAGAAGUGUCGGCUCAGACAGUGUGAGGUCCGAGCGCGGAAGAUGCUGCGUGUCAAAGGCGAGGAGAUUGCCCGUAGCAGCAGCAGGGGGCGUGCCAGGAAAGGGGCGGGGCAUCAAACAGAGGAGGAAGAGGACGAUGAGGAGGAAGAUGGCGUGUUCAGCGAGAGCGAGCUGGAGCUGUACGAGCAGUACAAAGCUGCUGGAUACAGAGACCUGAUGUGGCGCAGCGAUGAGGAGGAGGAGGAGGAGGAGGAGGACACUCAGUCGGACUCUCUGAGGAAGAAGGCGGUGAAAGUGAAACACGUCAAGAGACGAGAGAAGAAGCCUGAGAAGAAGACCUGUGCUCUGUCACAGAAGUCUGCCCCUGCUCCCAAAGAAGAGGUGAAGCCUCGCCGCCACAAGGCAAAGCAGCGUCAUAAGGAGCGAGUACGGCACAGCGAGCGAGGAGGGGAGGGCGGGGCAAAGGAUGUGGGCGGAGCAUUGAGGCAAUGUCUGGGACCGGGAUGUGUCCAACCAGCAAGGGCCAACUCCAAAUACUGCUCCGAGGACUGCGGCAUGAAGCUCGCCGCCAAUCGCAUCUACGAGAUCCUCCCUCAGAGGAUCCAGCAGUGGCAGCAGAGUCCGUGCGUCGCUGAAGAGAUGGGGCGGAGACAGCUGGAGCGAAUCAGGAAGGAGCAGCAGGCGUCGAGACUCCGCCUCACGCUGAUGGAGAAACGUUUCCACGAGCUCGAAGGCAUCAUCGCCAACGCCAAACAGCAACAGGUCCAACAAGACGAGGAGGUGACCGAAGGUGAAGGUGAUGACACAGAUCUUCAGAUCUUCUGUGUCUCCUGCAGUCACCCCGUUAACCCAAAGGUGGCGCUGAGACACAUGGAGAGAUGCUACGCCAAGUAUGAGAGUCAGACAUCGUUUGGCUCCAUGUACCCGACACGUAUAGAGGGGGCGACCCGUCUCUUCUGUGAUGUGUAUAACCCUCAGAGUAAGACGUACUGUAAGCGGCUGCAGGUUCUGUGUCCUGAACACUCCAGAGACCCAAAGGUCCCUGCAGACGAGGUGUGUGGCUGUCCUCUGGUCAAAGAUGUGUUCGAGCCGACCGGAGAGUUCUGUCGCGUCUCAAAGAGGAAGUGUAACAAACAUUACUGCUGGGAGAAACUCCGCCGCGCCGAGGUCGACCUCGAGAGAGUCCGAGUGUGGUAUAAACUGGACGAGCUGUUUGAGCAGGAGAGGAAUCUGAGGACGGCGAUGACGAAUCGAGCCGGUUUAUUGGCUCUGAUGCUGCACCAGACCAUCCAACACGACCCGAUUACAACCGACCUGCGCUCUGCCAAGGACAGGUAGACAGACAGGUAGACAGACAGGUAGAGAGACAUGUAAAGUUCUUUGGAUGGAUCAAGGAAUAUUUCUAUUUUAAACAUACGUCUGAAUAUUUCACUCUGAGAGCUCAAACCGACCGAGUGCAUUGUGGGAAAUGGAGGAGGAACAUUGAAGGACGCCUCAUCUCAGAGCUCAUCCUCGUUUAUACUUCAGCGUUGAAGCUACGCCGUCGUGAGCACCACAUACUCGUCCUUUAGUUCUGUUUUAUACUGUUUAUUACACGCUACAUUACCCACAAUCCCUCUUGUUACUGUUGAUAUUUAUACUUACUGUUAAACACUAUACUUUAAAAAAAACUGUGGUAUUGAAGAUGUUUCUGAUACAUCGACAUGUUUUAUAUUUUAGAGACAUCAUGGUGUUUUGGAUCAAAUAUAAAUUUGUGAAACACAAUAAUUGAGUCUAAAGAACAACACGAGGAAACAAGGAAGUGAAAAGUCUGAGCAACAAAUGAGUAUUGUUUCACUUUGAAUGCUUCAUUUCAGGUUUAAAUCUACAUUUUGUGUGUUUUCGUUUGUUAAACUGAACAUGUGUCCGUCAUUCAGAUGACAAAAUAAAAACUCAACGAGCAGCUACAACUUUCAUAACUUCUCUUUUUAAUGCACUUACAUUUUUUUAUCCUGAUGUUUGUCCUGUUUUUUCUUUUCUUUUUGUAUCAUUGAUGUUUUAAUAUUUUAUUGUUAUUUGAACAUGUUAUUGUUUUAUACCGACUGUUUGUGUCAUCUUUGUAUUCAAACCGAUGUUUCAUUAAAAACUGAAGCUGUUUUAUUAAACAUUUUAAACUCU
Molecule: messenger RNA, 3001 nt
Organism: Labrus mixtus (cuckoo wrasse)
Lineage: Eukaryota; Metazoa; Chordata; Actinopteri; Labriformes; Labridae
Gene: cxxc1a
Product: CXXC finger protein 1a
Exons: 14
Coding region: 170-2182 (670 amino acids)
Biological process (GO): positive regulation of DNA-templated transcription
Cellular component (GO): Set1C/COMPASS complex
Molecular function (GO): DNA binding; zinc ion binding
Source: RefSeq, a predicted model, not a curated record